Messenger RNA from Orbicella faveolata, 2038 nucleotides. Its product is annotated as acid-sensing ion channel 4-A-like. Gene Ontology annotation, molecular function: ligand-gated sodium channel activity. Gene Ontology annotation, biological process: sodium ion transmembrane transport. Gene Ontology annotation, cellular component: plasma membrane. The record is from RefSeq and is a predicted model, not a curated record. Lineage: Eukaryota; Metazoa; Cnidaria; Anthozoa; Scleractinia; Merulinidae.
AAAAAAAGAAGGGUUUUGUUUAGAAAUGUCCAUGAUGUGAAUAUUUAAAACGGAAAAAGAACAAAACAAAUCGAUGAAGCGGCACAAUCAUUAACGUAUUACGUCACGUAGGAAAUAGGAAAGUCAAACUGACACAGAUUACCACAUAUAUUAUAGUAUUGAAACGACAUCGAGUUGUAAGAUAUUUGUAGUACAACCUCGAAAAAAGUUUAAACGCUAAGCCCUGACAAGUUUUUCUCCUUCCUUGUGUGGUUGCCUGUCCUUCUAAGUUUCAGAUUAAACCAGGAUAACUGUAAUUGGUGUGAAUUAAUCAUUUUAGAUUGAUUCGCUAACUGGAGGGAAUUGCGAGCAAGCAUUAUGGCAAAAAUGAACCCAGGCAAAAUGACUCUGGAGGACUUUUCUUUGCCUGGGACAGUUCCUGCAGAAGAUCUUUAUUUCCAGGGCGCCAUUACAAAAAACGACAUUGAGCUCGAUUCAUUGAAACCGAUCAAGCCAAAACGAGAUAACGAUGCUGAUGAAGAGGGGAAAGAUGCGGCUCUACCAAGCAAUUAUGGAAUAUGGAAUAAUUGGGUGAAUAACACUUCACUGCAUGGUAUCCGUUAUGUGUUCUGGAGACGUCCCCUCUGGGCCCGGAUUGGCUGGUUGCUAUUGCUGCUGGCAUUUACCGCAUAUUUCUUAUUCACUGCGUACAAAUCAUUAGACAAAUACUUCAAACGUCCUAUAAACACUGUAAUCACCCAAAAGUACGUCAAUAGUCUUGAAUUCCCAGCUGUCACCAUUUGCCCACAAAAUCUUAUAAGCAAGAAAAAGAUGUAUGCUUUGGACGGCGACGCUGAUUUUGUUCGGUACAGUCUCAACGACAGCUUCUGCUCAGCUACGAAGUCAGUUCGUGGUGACAAGCCCUGUGGAGCAGCCAUGGUCUGCUGUUGUUUACCCUUCUUUCUGUUCGAUGGCGGGAACAUUGUUCCAAACUGUACAACUCCGUACCUUGCAGCCUUGAUUGCCGCACAAUACACCUCUGGAACCUUUUUCGACACCAUAAAAUUUUACGAAAAGUACAGCCCGGGAGUCGAGGAAAUGCUGAAAUCUGGAUUAUGUGUAUUUGAUGGCAGAAUAGAUAAGCUAUGUGGCGUAUCGGAUUUCUCGUCAUCCGUGACGGACUGGGGUGUGUGCCACACUUUUAAUGCGGGGCUUGGUGGACCGGACAGCAUCAGAAAAGCUAAAUUUACAGGCGCCGGAGGGGGUCUGAACAUCUUAUUGACCGCGCAGAUUGAUGAUAACACAAUUGGAAGACUGUCGGAGGGAUUUAGUGUUAUAAUUCAUCGACAAGGAGACCAUUUUCUUCCUUGGGAUGGGAUUAACGUUGGACCUGGUAUGCAAGCCACAAUCACGCUGCAUCAACAGAGGGUGAGCCAAAGUAAAGAUACUUAGCUGUCGGUCGUACUCGGAAAUUUAUAACCCACCUUGAUACAUGGGAGUAAUUCCCCCUUCCCUAAAAUUGUUCUGCGUUUUAUAGAUAGACCUCAGCUUACUCUAUAAGAUAAGAUGUCCUUUGCUGGUUACGACAUAAUAUGAUGCCACACUUAAAUAUUCUCACUUUUUUUAAAGGUUAGAGUUAAAUGAAUCCGAAUGGAUCCAUAAAUCAUAACCGAAUGUAAAAUGGUAUUGAUCCUGUAAAGCUGCUCAGCAAGACUGGGGGAAAACGAGGAAUUCUGCCCAAGAGCAACAUUUGGCUUAACCUGCAUGCCAAAACAAGGUUGCUGUGGCAAUGUCAAAUUACGUGGAGAACCAAUUACAUGUAGCACGUUAAAGUUUCUGCGCAUGAAAUGAACAGGAUGUAUGAUCAGCUGUUGAAUGUUUUAGCAUGACAGUGGAGAUCCUCUUUUCAACUUUACGUAUUUGCAUCCAAUACGUGCAACACAACCAUCCCGUGAUAUGUGUAUGUUAUAUUUAUGUCAUGUUUCCCAUUAAGCUAAGUUGGAUUUCUUUCUCAUUUUUAUUUUCUGUAAAACAUACACAGAAAAUUGAUUAACAGUUA